GAGCUCGCUAGACACGCCAAGAUUAGUCAUGACUUCAGUGCUGGGUGUAGCCCUGGUCUUGGUCUUAUCAGGGUCCACUCUGGCCUUUGUUCCCAUUGGGGGUGGUGCAUCCACACAUGUCAGCAUCACAGGAACAGCCCUGUUACAGACAGUGACAGAGACAUGUCGGGAGGUGGUUGAGGCCGCAGGUCAUGAGUUUGAACCCACGGGUUCAUCCCCUGAAGAGUUGGUGCGUGCCUGUCUAGGUCCGACAGCAACAGGAGAAGUAUCAGCUGCCAAGUUUUACUCUGCUCUUCAAGAGAUUUACAUGCAGAAUUCACUGGUAGACCGUGACUUUGUCAACAGUCCUCCACAUCACUUCAACUCAGAGGCCUUCAUAGAGGGACGCAGCCUAAUCAUGGAGGGCAUGGCGGCUAUUAAAGCUAACGUUCACCAGGAGAACUUCCAGGCUGCCAGAGAAACACUGGGCAGAGUCCUUCAUACACUGCAGGACUUCUACAGCCACAGUAACUGGGUGGAGCUGGGAUACACAGAGCCAAACACUGCCCUCAUACGUCCAGACCUUAUCCUGGAAAACCUGGCAGAUGUCGACACAGCCACCUGCAGUGACUGUGCCAGUGGAACUUGCCCUAAUCCGAUCCUUCCCUACAUCCUGAAAGAGAAGAAACUCACAUCAGGCUACAUGGGAAUCUUCUCUUCUGCCAAGCCUAAAGGUAAGUGUAGCCACGGAGGUGCAUCUGACCUGACUAGCAAAGAAAUUCCUCGUGGAGGCAUCAGCAAAGAUGAGCGUCGCUCAGACAAUAUGGCCCUCCACAAUGCUGCUGUAAAUAUAGCCAUAGCUGCCAGCCUACAGCUGCUAGAGGACAUUCGAUUGGCCGUAGGGGACAAUGACUUCCUGAGAAUGAUGGGAAUCGCCCGUUCCUCUGUUGUGUGUUUUGUUAUUGACACCACUGGUAGUAUGUCAGAUGACAUAGCUGAAGCCAGGUCUGUUGUUUAUGAAAUCAUUGACAGCAAAAAAGGAACACAAGAUGAGCCAUCCGAGUACAUUCUGGUGACCUUCAAUGACCCAGCGUUUGGACCUAUGAUCAGGACAACAGACCCUGAUAAGAUGAAAUACGAAAUCUCUAAGCUCACAGCAAAUGGAGGUGGUGAUAUCCCUGAAAUGUGCUUAUCAGGACUUCAGUUGGCUCUGACCGGUGCUCCUGCCUCUUCCCACAUCUAUGUUUUCACUGAUGCUAUAGCCAAAGACAUCGAGCUCAAGGAUACUAUUGUUGCUCUCAUCAGAAGUACCAAGUCGACGGUAUCAUUCUUCAUGACUGGACCCAUCAGCAGGCGCCGUCGUUCCCCCAGAGCUGCUUCCUCUAAUGACUACAAGGACUUGGCUCUGGCAUCUGGAGGUCAGAUGAUCCAGGUGUCCAAGCAGCAGCUGCCUGAAGCCACAGACGUCAUUCUGGACACCUCCACUUCAGCUCUGGUGACAGUUAUUCAGCGAGGAAGGAACCCUGGGAAGCAGGAGACCUUCCCCUUCACAUUGGACGAAUCUCUGAAAAACAUCACCAUCUACAUCACAGGACAAUCCAUUACUUUCACACUGAUCAACCCUGCAGGUGUGAGCCAGAGCCACAGUGAGGCCAGUGGUAAGCUGGGAACCAUUCAGACAGUAGGCAACCUGAGGAGAAUUCGUCUUAAUGAUGACAAGCUGACAGGAACCUGGCAGAUCAACAUCAACUCAAAACAACCAUACAUACUUAAAGUCACAGGCCAGAGUACUAUCACCUUUAUCUAUGACUUUGUGGAGAGCUUCAAAGGACCUCACCCUGGUUAUGCAAAACUCAGUGGACGUCCACAGGCAGGCCAGCCAGCCAACCUGAUGCUCUCAGUGAUGGGUAGAAAAGGUCCGUCCUCGAUUACUAUUGGAGAAGUUGGCCUGGUAACCGUGUCUGGUACUGAGGCUGUUAGCAAUGGCACAACUACUGACAUGGGCAACGGAGACAUCCUGGUGACUGUUGAUGCAGUCCCUGAGGGGGAGUUUGUGGUCAUUCUGAAAGGAACUGACAAAGAGUCAAACAGUACAUUUCAGAGGCAGUCUACCACCCAGAUGUCUGUCUCCACAGUGAACAUCCAGGCUAUGGUGGACAGCAGUGUGGAGCCAGGGAAAGCCUUUAAGCUCCCUUUCAGUGUCAUGACCCAGGGCUCUGGUGGUCAAUACAUCAUCAGUGCCAGAAAUGACAGAAACUUCCCCAUGUCCUACCCAAACCGCCUUGAUUUGACAACCGGACAAUAUGCUAAUGGUACUUUGGCUAUUACGCCACCUGUUGACACACCAUCGGGCACUGACGUCACUCUGACUCUGGAAGUCAAGUCAUCCAGUGGUGUUGACUCUAAUUACGCUGUUCUUAGAAUCUCUGUUGUUACCAAGAUGACCGAUCCUAUUCAGCCUCUGUGUGAAGUGGUCAGAGUACUGGCUGAUGAUUGUCCUAAAGAUGUAUCUCAGUGUAAACCUUUCCAGUGGAAGCUAUCGGCCAACCUUACAGAUGGAAAUGGCACUGGGAUACACAGUAUUUCCCUGCGUCAGGGUAAUGGAACCCUCUCAUAUACCUCCCUGAGCUCUCCCAUUGUCCAGGCGGACUACAGCGCUUCCUGCUGCUCACAGAUUGUUGAGCUUAUAGCUGUUGAUAAAGUUGGCAAUGUGGGCAAGUGCUAUCACUCCAUUGUACGUUCUGCUGGCCCUCCUUCUCACACUCUGUCUCUGCCUCUGUGGCUGUGCCUGUUGAUAUCUGUCUUUGUAGUAAGAUCUUGAAGAGCUUUGGUUUGUCAGAAUCUCAUGUCUGUUGUAGAGGUGGACAGGUAAUGUCUAUUAUUUUUAAAAAUGUGCUUUAUCUAUGGAGG
Scomber japonicus (chub mackerel) is the source of this 2889-nucleotide messenger RNA. RefSeq names its product von Willebrand factor A domain-containing protein 7-like. Lineage: Eukaryota; Metazoa; Chordata; Actinopteri; Scombriformes; Scombridae. The record is from RefSeq and is a predicted model, not a curated record. The transcript has 18 exons. The coding region runs from base 29 to 2800 and encodes 923 amino acids.